Molecule: messenger RNA, 1312 nt
Organism: Cuscuta campestris
Lineage: Eukaryota; Viridiplantae; Streptophyta; Magnoliopsida; Solanales; Convolvulaceae
Source: the annotation of a GenBank genome assembly
CGUCAUCCAGAUGCGAUUAUUACCUCUCCAACAUUCCGUCAAUCAAACUGGACAGCCGUGCUCCGGGACGGACGACGGCAAUGGCGACCGCCGGGUUGGGGUUCUUCUCAUCUCCCAGGCCGCCACGUCAACUCUGUUAUAACUCCAGAUUUAGCCCCCUUUUCAGAAAGGCAUCUCCGCUUUCCCCAAAAGCAACUCGAUUUUCCGCUGCAAUAAAUCUCACUUCAGCGACCGCCUUCCCGGACCACAAACCUGAUCGUUUUAUAGAUGACAAGACGGUGAUCAUACAGACCAAUAUUUUAGCAUGCCCCAUUUGCUACAAUCACUUUAUUUGGAAUCAUAAGCCACAACCAUCCAUGUAUUCUCUUUCUCAGUCCACUUUAGAGUGCAGCACCUGCCAAAAGACAUACUAUGGCAAUGACACGCACAUUGACUUAACAAUUUCUAGUGGUGGCAAGGCUUAUGGGGAAACAAUGGCAGCUUCUACUGAGAUUUUUAGGAUUCCCUUUAUAUCAUUUCUUUAUGAAAGGGGUUGGCGACAAAGCUUUUCACUAUGGGGUGGUUUUCCUGGCCCAGAAAAAGAGUUUGAGUUGAUGCAAGAUUAUCUUGAACCAGUCAUGGGUGGAAAUAUCAUUGAUGCUAGCUGUGGGAGUGGCUUAUUUUCAAGACUAUUUGCCAAGAGCGGGCGAUUUUCUCUCGUUGUUGCAUUGGACUUUUCAGAGGCCAUGUUGCAGCAGUGUUAUGAAUUCAUAAACCAGGAGGAGAACUUUCCUAAGGAGAACAUAGUACUGGUUAGAGCUGACAUAUCCAGACUUCCAUUUGCAUCAAGCACCGUGGAUGCUGUGCAUGCUGGAGCUGCUUUGCAUUGUUGGCCUUCACCAUCGUCUGCGGUAGCUGAAAUCAGUCGUGUAUUACGGCCUGGAGGGGUAUUUGUUGCCACAACCUACAUAAUGGAUGGAAUCUAUUCCCUCAACCCAUUCUUGAAACCUUUCCGUCAAAGAUUUGCUCAAGUAUCAGGAAGUCACAUAUUCCUGAAUGAGAAAGAACUUGAAGAUCUUUGCACUGUCUGUGGACUUGUGGGGUUCAAGUGCAUCAGGAAUGGGCGCUUCAUCAUGCUCUAUGCCAUGAAACCUACUUGAUUAUUGUGGCUAUCAGUCGGUUAAUCUAUUUCAUGGUGUUUCUUAUUUUCCCAUGAGGGCAUAGAAUGAGUUUUUCAUUCAAAAAGAUUGGCAUAAGAUCACAUUAUGUUAACUGCUUUUUAUGUUUUAACACUGAUGCACUGAAGUAAUCAGAAUAUAUUGAUAUCCGUGUU